AUGUUAGAAUGUGACAAUGGAAUGUGGUUCAUGGUCGUUUAUGAGUCGAUUAAGAAUAAUAAACAAACACAACAACAAGCCUUUGAAAUCAGAACAAUUAAAAUCUUGGCGUCUUUUGUAUUGUAUCGCUUAUCAAAUUCGAAUUGUUAUCAACUCAAUUUUCAUUACGAACUCUUCAGCUGUUAG
Molecule: messenger RNA, 186 nt
Organism: Clunio marinus
Lineage: Eukaryota; Metazoa; Arthropoda; Insecta; Diptera; Chironomidae
Source: the annotation of a GenBank genome assembly